UUGUAUAUAUUUUGCAUAAUAUGAUCCAAGCCGUAAUCUCAUAGACCUAUAAUACUUAUGAGGUUUAUGCGUAAUCUAUAUAGUUUUAACGUCUUUGGAACAAUGUCGACGUUAUCAAACAUAAACAACUAUUUUUAAAAUUAUCAUUAUUUUAUAUUUGCUGCGAAUAUUGGUGAAUUCAGCUUUAGAAUUUAACGUGAAAGUUAUCGAGUGUCUUCAGCGUUCCUAGUAACGUUCAUUAUUAAAAUCAUUUGUUACUCAUAACUGUCAACCAAUAAAAUAAAUUAUGGUUAAAAAAAGGAAAAGUGUAUUGAGAUCUUCAACACAAGUUAUUGAUUCGCCGAUGAAAGAACCAAGAAUUAUAAGAGGUAAUCAUUUGGAAAAGGCUCGUAACAGUUUAAAUGAAGCUCUUGACGUUAUUGCAAAGAAAGAGCAUAAGAAAGCUGAUGAUGUGACAGAUAAUGAUGUUUUAAUUGUUGAAGAAAACGAUACAAAUAAACGAGUAAAGAAAAAUGAGUCCAAACAGGAAGUUAAAGAUUCAUUGGUAUUAAAAUUACGAGAUCGCAGCAUUGAUUUAGCUUCUUUUACCAAUAAUUCAGUAAUGUACUCUAUAUGUCGAGCUUGGAUAAAAAAUGAUCCAUUAUCAGCAAGACAAGUAAAAAGUAAGAAAUCAGAAAAUUUUGAACGUUCACUUAAAAGUGAAAAUGAAACAUCUACAAUCGAAGAUUAUGUCUAUAAAUUACCACCACCUAAAAGCAGACCUGAAAAUGAGACAGAUAUAAUUCACAGAGUACCUAAGAAUUUACCAAGGGAUGUAAUAUCCACCAUAGACACUAAAAUUAAUAUUGAAGAAGUUCCUACAGUUAGUGAAUUACUUAAUGAGCACAGGAAAAGAUGGGUUUGUGUACGACAGCAGUGGAUUAAAUUCAGUAAUGAAAAUGAUGCCCGCUACGCUAUGUCUAAAAGCAUUUUGAGUUCAAUGUUAAACAAAGAUAAUAAUGUUUAGUAUCAUCAGUAUACCAGUCUACAAGAAACAUAAUAUUUUUAUUGUAUAUUGAAAAUUUAACUUUGUUUAUUCCCUUAUAAAUUUAAAUUCAAAGUAUGGUUUAGAAACAAUUUUAUUUUAGUAUGAUUCAUAACACUUUUAUUGUUGUAACAUAACAAAAAAUUUUAUUUAUCAACCAUAAUAUUGUGGAUGUAAAAAAUGACUAAUAAAAAAUGUUGUAAUAAAAUAUGCACAUAAAUAA
Messenger RNA from Aphis gossypii (cotton aphid), 1247 nucleotides. It is a transcript of the gene mip40, whose product is annotated as protein lin-37 homolog. The transcript has 8 exons. The record is from RefSeq and is a predicted model, not a curated record. NCBI's taxonomy places the organism in Eukaryota, Metazoa, Arthropoda, Insecta, Hemiptera, Aphididae. Gene Ontology annotation, biological process: negative regulation of transcription by RNA polymerase II. Bases 287 to 1006 code for a protein of 239 amino acids. Gene Ontology annotation, cellular component: Myb complex; transcription repressor complex.